UCACUGGAGAUGCUUUUUCUCUGUUUGCAAAUGCUGCCCCUGCUUUGCGUUUGGGCAAAUCUCUUUGCUGCUAAUUCCCAGGUCGCGGCAGGUGAGCUUGGGGAAGAAUUUCCGGCAGAAACUGGAUUUUGAGUGAAGAUUCCGAAAGGAACUAUAUUUCUGUCAUCUGUCUCAAUUCUCAGGUGUGAAGUGUGGUUUUCCGCAGGAAGAGAAUAUUUUGAGCCGCUGGUUAAGAAUCGUGGGCGGGAAAGAAGCCAAAUAUGGAUCAUACCCCUGGAUGGUAUGUUUCCGUGAGGUCAAAGGGAAUCCACUUCUGUGGAGGUGCUAUCCUCACUGACCGCUGGGUCCUGUCCGCUGCUCACUGCUUCUCCACUCAUUCGAAGGAGUCCCUUAAGAACAUUGACCUUGUGGUUGGGGAGCAUGACCAGACAGUUCUUGAUGCUGAUGAGCAAGUUCUCAAUGUUGAGGCCAUCAAAGUUCAUGAGAAGUUCCACCACUCUAGCCCAAUGAGCUAUGACAUUGCACUUUUGCUGCUGGUCAGAGAAAUCCACUUUGGACCACGGGUCCAGCCCAUAUGCCUUCCUCUCCCCAGUGAGAUCAUUCCAGCGCAGACAAACUGCAUUGUGACUGGAUGGGGUCGAAUUAAAGAAGGGGGCUGCACUCCCGCCACCCUCCAGCAGGUGGAUCUCGAGCUGCUGGAGGCACACAGGUGCCAGCAUGUCUUGAAGACGGUACGGCCAGUGGUGAAAGGGUUCACAGUGGUGUGUGCUGGUCCAGAGCGUGGGGGAAGAGACGCCUGCCAGGGAGACUCAGGAGGGCCACUGGCCUGCCCUGGGGUGGAUGGCCGUUGGGUUGUGGCGGGGGUCACAUCCUGGGGCAAGGGCUGUGGGCGGAACUGGGCCAGUAAUGGGGGGAAGCCCCCAACGAAGCGAGGGUCCCCUGGGGUGUUCACUGACACCCGGUUGCUGCUGCCCUGGAUCAAGAGCAUCAUCAGACAAGGUAUGCGGUCCAGCGGGUGCUGUCCAUGCAGCCUCUCAGAGGCGAUUCCUGAUAUCAGGAUCUCCGGUCUCCUCCUACACAGGCUGUGUUCCUGGGUCUUCGUGGCCCCCCCUGGGCAUGCCGUCCUGCUGGAGUUCCUGAACCUUGAUGUGGAGUCGGACCCCCUCUGCUCCCGCGAUCAGCUGACUGUCCUCACUGGCCCUGGCCAGGUCGUCGGACGGUUCUGCGGCCAUGAGCUGCCCUCGCCGCUGCUCAUGCCCACACGCAGUGCCACUCUGCAGUUCACGUCAGACACCAGUGUUACGGGGCGAGGUUUUUCUGUCCGAUUCACUGCCGUCAAGCCAGACCCCGGGAUGGGCUCUGGCUGUGGGGUCACAGCUCUUCUCCAAGAUGAAGGCUUGGUCCAAACACCCCAGUACCCUGAGUGCUAUGGCAACCAAUCUCGCUGCCACUGGGUCAUCCAAGCCCCUAAGGCCCACGUCAUCAAGCUGGAGUUUACCGACUUCGACGUGGAGCAGUCGGAGGGCUGUGUGUACGAUUCGCUGACAGUGCUGGCUGACGUUGACGGGACGGAGAAGAUAGCUGUGCUUUGCGGAGGCACCCGUCCACCCCCUGUGCUCAGCUACGAGAACCUCAUGGUCCUUCAGUUCCACUCUGACGGCAGCGUCCAGCAUCGUGGCUUCCAGGCCCGUGUGUCCUUCAUCAGCCGACAGGAUCUGCAGAUGGGUGAUGAGGAACGUGGCAAUGGCAGACAUGGAUCUCUGGAUGUCUCCCAGCCCGAUGAUUUGUCUGACGAAGGUGAUGAUGACUCCACCCCUCAUCCUGGCCUGGAUGAUUGGCCAAUCAGUGACGUAGAUGAAGACUCCCCUGAUUGGAUGGUAGCUGGUUCACUUGGACUUAGUUAGCCUGAUGCUGGUUAUAAUUAUCUGAAGCAUCAUUUAGUUGUGAGUUCAGAAGCCUUAUUUUGUGUGUGUGAAAAUUAUAGUUAGAAAUCUAACCUCCACUUCUGGGGUAUGAUUGUGGAAAGCCCAUAGCUACUUUCAUGAGUUGUGAAAAUUAUGCAGAAUCCUUAUGAAAGCCAGGAAUGAAUACGAACACACUACCCUUGUUCACCGUAUGAUACUGCCAG
Molecule: messenger RNA, 2128 nt
Organism: Paramormyrops kingsleyae
Lineage: Eukaryota; Metazoa; Chordata; Actinopteri; Osteoglossiformes; Mormyridae
Source: RefSeq, a predicted model, not a curated record